AAGCCGCUUCCCAAGUGUGAGAAUUGUCGGUGCCAAGUGUCGAUGGCGCUGCAGAGAAUAAUACCCUUGCCGCCCUACGCGACAUGCGCGACAUCGCCGUUGAUACUCGUGACCAGUGAUUUGCAUCGGCGCGCCAGCCGCUUAUCGGAUUGAACAACGUCAUUGCCUACCUUACAAGGCCUGAUUGAAGCGAGGAUUGUGUCAUGUGUCCACUACGGGGGCCGUUAUGCACGAACGGUACAACAAUUCAAUUAAGAGACAAUGGGCAAACCCCAGCACGAUAACCUAGCCUCUUACUUUCACGAGUGACUCUGUGUGCAGAGAAACUUCACCCUCCAGAUGAGUGUACCCCCAAACUCCCCCAUGGGCAGCCCCAAGAGUAAACGCCCGCCCGGAAUUGAACUUACUUUCGGGGAGCUUGGAGAAACCCCCCAGGUUCAUCCAGGUCGUACGCUGAUUCUUUGCUUUGAUGGGGUGGCGGUAGGUGACUAUGGUGAAAGGAAUACCAAUGUCAUUCAUCUCCUCUCGUGCCUCCAGAAGUCCCACCCAAAACAAUUGAUAUACUAUCAGGCCAUCAUUGGAACAUCGUCCGCCCCUCAGCAGUACACAUUGGGAUCUUUUGGGAAAAGGGCUUCUAACUUCAUUGAUCAUGCCGUAGCAUCGUGCACCGAAGAUCGCGUCUACGAGGGGUACCGUUUUCUGCAGUCCGCCUGGAAAGAAGGCGACAAAAUCUGCGUUUUUGGCUUCUCCAGAGGCGCACACGUUGCCAGAGCUCUAGCUGGGAUGCUACAUACGGCCGGGCUUUUGCCGCCCUGGGAGCAUGUCAAGUCCGCCGACGAGCUUUACAAGGACGUAAAUAGAGACGCACCCCGCUCGAAGUACAAACGAGAUGCCUGCCGUGCCAUUAAGAUUGAUUUUCUUGGACUUUGGGAUACUGUUUUGUCGGCUGGCAACCUUGUUUCUCGCACUCUGCCCUUUUCCCAAAGCACCUCUUCCGCGAUAGUGUUUAGGCAUGCGAUGGCUCUGGAUGAGAGACGAGCUAGCUUCAUACCGUUACCUUGGAGACUUUCAAGCAUAGUAACAGCGCGCGGAAAUGAGGGAUCGGAACACCAUGCUUCAAACACCAACGCUGCAGUCUCUUGGAUAAUUGGAUUCAGAGCUCUUAUUAUCAACAUUCUUUUCUCUUUGUUCAUCAAGCCGUUCGUGACGUACCGUUUCGGAUACAACAACAAUUGGCCGCUGGUUCCGGAAGAGGAGUCCCCGUCGGACGUGGAAGAGGUCUGGUUUGCAGGCGGUGAAGGAGCGGAGCUGGAUCACCUUAUGUAACCAGUUUCCUAUGUCCAAUAACGAUAUUAGAGUUUGUGCUGAUUUGCGUA
Cantharellus anzutake is the source of this 1376-nucleotide messenger RNA. RefSeq lists its product as uncharacterized. The transcript is spliced from 7 exons. The record is from RefSeq and is a predicted model, not a curated record. Bases 340 to 1326 code for a protein of 328 amino acids. Lineage: Eukaryota; Fungi; Basidiomycota; Agaricomycetes; Cantharellales; Hydnaceae.